Messenger RNA from Haliotis rubra (blacklip abalone), 2681 nucleotides. RefSeq lists its product as uncharacterized. The record is from RefSeq and is a predicted model, not a curated record. Lineage: Eukaryota; Metazoa; Mollusca; Gastropoda; Lepetellida; Haliotidae. The transcript has 3 exons. The coding region runs from base 48 to 809 and encodes 253 amino acids.
CAUGUUUGUCAACUCGUAGACACGUCUUUAAACCACUGACGCUCGCGAUGCUUCAGGCAGUCCAAUAUACACAGUUGCUAUUUAGUCUGAGUUCGAAAAUGGUGGGAUUUAUAUUCAUUCUUACGUGUAUAGUUCACUACGCAUCACCUGUUAUUGAAACUGCAUAUGGAACCAAGUGGAAAAACUUCACAAAUAUUCUCGUAGACACCAACAUAAUAUCAGAAGUACAAAACAUUGGAAACAAAUUUACCUGCCUGAAUAUGUGUCUUGAAAACAAGGCCUGUGUGUCUGUGUUCUUCAGACAGCAACAUCGACGGUGCCAGUUCCAUGAUGUGUUGUUCAUGUCGCCGCAGGACGGAAAACCGGAGACAGGUACAGAAUACUACAGUAUUGCUUCAGAUGGAUGUCCCUCCACCUACGUCCACAAUCGAAUUCUUAACUUCUGCUAUGAGGUUCAUUUCAAUAACCUGGACUUUACCAACGGUGUUGCUGAUUGUAACUCAAGAGGAGACCACUUUAUCGCCAUUGACAGUCAAGACAAACAGGACCACAUACUGAAGCAACUCAGCGCUUCAUCAGACGGUAAGCAGAAGAAAUAUCUGAUUGAUGGAAGUGAUGAAGCUAAUGAAGGAACUUGGCUGCUCAAAGAUGGCCGAACAAUGACGUAUUUUGCUUGGGGUACUGAUUACCCAAAGAAUGGAACUGAUAAGGAUUUUAUCGUUGCAGACCCAAAUGACCAGUUUAGGUGGGGGGACAAAGCAGGAAAUGUACCCAAACGUUACAUUUGUGAGAGGCAUCUGAAUGUGUGAUCGCGUCUUGAGAAUGUACAUAUAAUUAGCAGUGAAAAACCUUGCUGUUCUUUUCUGUUUAUAUUCUGGAUGGAAAAUUUACGAUUCUUGUACGAGAAAUGCAUUGGAGAUAAUGACAAUGUUGAUCUUGUUUGUUCUCGAGACAUUGAAUACCAAUGCAAUAUUUGUCACUAAUUGAAGUCAUACAUUUGGCUGUGUAGUGCAUUAGCGCAACCUUUUUAAACUUUUGUAGCGUUAUACAGCAUAUUUAUUAUCUUAUAGGGCUGCAAGACAACGUUAUGGAAAGGAAAUUAAAAGCGAAAUGCAAAUGCGUAUGUUCAGUGACAAUGACUAUUAAAGGUCAAACGUAAGCCUACAAUUUGUCAUAUGUUUGUCGACUCACUGGUAGAGGCAAAAUGCCAAAACGGAAUACUGCCAAUCGCAACUGCACCGCAAGACGUCUUGAAGCUGUCGACUCACAGUCGUCAUUUCAACGUAUACCAGAACACCAAACCUCGCUAUACCCGCCUCAGAUACCACAGGAUCGUCCAAGAUGUGCUAGACGUCACCACUCAUGAUAGCUACAUCCGGGUGUUCCAUCGACGUAAUCGACAUGUUACUAUCUUCAAGACUGAAGGACAUGUACCUGGUGUAAGAAGGGUAUAGGGACAGAGUCGGGUCAUCCGCCACAAGUGGUAUUAGACCCAGAAGAAGGAUAUGUGCCAAUAUUGACACGGAAAUUCAGUUGUUUUGUCAGAGCAGAUGUCCCCUAGUAAAUCCAUAAUGUGGUUUAGUUCGGAUGACUGAGUGUUAUACACUGAUUGAAAGUAUCUCGUUCAUCAAUUUGAAACAGUAUACAAAUACAUGUUUUUUACGCCCUGAUAAUGUACCCAUAGAUGAAAUACUAUGUGUGCGGCAUGGUGUUUAGAUCGAUGUGACAGAACACUGUAUUGUGGUAUGUAUUAGGAAAUGUAUUUUCAUUACGUGUCUCGUGAGCGACGUUCGGCUUCUAAAGUACAAACGACCUUAGGAUAUUUUGUGUAUUCGUAGUAUUGAUAUUGCUUGAAGAAUGAUUGAGUUAAAAUUCAUCGUCGCAACGGCUAUAUCUCAGUUAUAUAAUGACAAGACCAACUUUACACAUGUCCAUUGUAAAUACAGUUAUAUUUAAAAGUAAUAUAAAUCUUUUGAAAUAUCUACACGGAUCAGCAGCAGAGAUAACAGUUUGCCAAGAACUGCUUUAGCUAAAGCAUCGGCUUUUGUGACGCCUGCUAUGCCUACGUCGCUUGGUAACCAGCACACGACGAUGUCGCAUUGCCUACCACAUGUCGUUGUGAGGUUAUAAAAUGUCAAGGAUUAUUGAAUGACUCGAGACACUUUCGAGUUCCUGAAAUCAUGACAAGGAAUCUGAAAGAUGAUGACAUUAUUAUAAUGGUGUUGUUGUAUAAUAUAGUUCAAAGAUAGCUUUGGCCACUGCUAUAAAGAAUGAAGUAUAUUUUGGUAUUCCUCAGGAAACAGUCUUGGAUCCAAUGACAGUGGCACUAGCAACUUUGCCAUCAUCUUUGGACGACGAUAUAUUUGGUUCGUAAUUGGUUGUGUUCCUGUUAGAAAACCACAGGAUUUUUGUUUACUUGUCUAACGUUGACAGAUCCUAAAGGCUCAAAGACAAGGCCUUAGGUCAUGGAUAUAUAUUUGUUUACAUGCAGGCUCCACCACAGAUGAUUGACUUUGUCUUGUUUUGAGGCCUCUCUUGGCCUAGUAUAUUUCACUGUAACAUUAGUCAGAUUGUGCAUGGUGGGCAGGUAGUGAAAAUAUAAAGUGACAAGAUGCAGAUAAGUGUUAGAUGCAUCAUUGAAAAUGUAGAAAUGAUUUUUAGAUAAAAUCGUCAAAGACUUU